AACUAUGGCGGCAGACGGUUUAUCCAUAACAGAGCAGUGGAUACGAGAAAAGCUCAACCUUCAGCACAGCUGCUUGGACGUUCGAUCACUGAGCCUCCCCGGAUCAUAUGAGACAGGGAAAAUAUGCCAUUUGGGGAUUUCUCUGAAGAAUUUUGUCCGUCUGAAAAGUUUGGAUCUCUCUCAUAACGCGCUGGAGUCCGUACAGGGCAUUGUGCACUUAAAGCUGCUUGAGAAACUGAACUUGUACUACAACAGAUUGUCGUCUCUUGAAGACGUCCUAGCCUUACGCAGACUUCAGAAUCUGGAGGAGCUGGACCUGAGGCUGAACCCUGUUGUGCAGAAACAUCCAUACUACCGUCUAUAUUUAGUCCACGCCAUCUCCAAGCUUCGUAAACUCGACGACUUUCCUGUACGAGACCGAGAGAGAAAAGCAGCUCUGAUGCACUUUUCUGUUGAGUCAGCGGUCAAGCCUAGUCAGAAGUCUCAGCCUUUCACAGAGGAAAAGGGGAACAGGAGCAGUGAUCACAGGAUUGCCUCUGUGAACAAGAUGAUGAUGGCAAAGCUUUCUCUUCGAGAAGGUAACGAGGAAACUGUUCUAAAUUACAAAUUCAGUGAGGACAGGAACACGGCGGUGCAAGAAGGUUCCCCUUUGACUGAAGAGAAAACUAGACGAGAGUCCAGUCAUUCCCCAGACAAUCCCUCUGACACUAUACAUUUAAUUAACGGCUAUGAUUCUGAUGCGUCAUCUGCCCAAGAUCAGGAAUCUGAGCCAAGUCUUGGGAAAGCGCACGGUAAGAAUGAGACUCGUGUCCAGCACACUGUCCAGCGGCGGUCCUCUCUGAAGUCAAAUGAUGCCCCCAGAGUCACUUUCUUCAAUGCAUCUGUAACAAGACACAGUCCUGAACAUCUACGGCAAAAACCAGCAAAGAGCCUCGUACACAGCAGAAUACAGGCUAAGAGCAGCUUCACGCCACAUCCCAGCUACAAAAGCCCAGUUUUGAAAGAUAAGAAAGCUGAAGUAGUAAAACAUUACUCAGAGAGUGGAAGAAACCCAGUGCUGCACCCUCCAAGACUAACGUACAGAAAGACUGAAAUGGAAGGAGAUCCACAGAGACCCUCGCUUAAACCUGAGAGAGCAGACAAGCUACACAAGGGAGCCUAUAAGAAACCGAUGGAGCUGCUCCUCAGUUUGGUGGAUGAGUACUGGGCUGGGAAGAAGAAGAACCACAACACUAAGCACUUCUUCAUGCAAGCUGUCCGUAUCCUCUGCAUGAUGGAGCAGGAGGUUGUGAGUGGAGAAGAGGAGAUGAAGGCUCUGAGAGAAAAGAUCCAAACGCUGAACACCCAGGCAGAACUGCAGAAGAGACGGCAUCAGUCAGAGAUACAGAGUCUCUCAGAGCAGCUGCGGAGAGCAUACGGCUCUGUCGAGCAGCUUGAUGAGCAGUUGAGGAGUGUUUUGGAGGAGAAUGUGUCCUUGCAGAAGCAGCUGAUCCGAUUGGAGCAGAAACUCCUCUCUGACCAGCUGAGAGAAAUGUCAAACACUGGAGACUAAGGAUGGCUCUCUGACCUCAAGCAGUGGACACUGAGGACCCUGCUGAACACUGCUGUGUGUCAGUGUAUGAGCUGCUGGUGGACCACAGUGGUGUCUAUGAUGGAGGUGCCCAGAGGGCUCUGGACGAUGGGGUGUCCCUCAGCCUGACUGUGCCGGCCACUGCUGCUCUGCUGGAGAACCUGGGGGCUUUCCACACGACUCGGACGCCAGCUGACCGAAGCCUCGCCUGAGACCAGCACACACGUAUACAUGCACCAGGGAAAGAGAGCGGAGCGUUGAGUGGUCAGUGGUGAAAAGAACGUAGAAAAACUACACUCGAGUAGAUGUCCACACAUACAGUUCACCUGUAUAAGACCGUUCUACUGAAUUAGGUCAAACUGCAGUCUCACUGUAAACAAAACUAUUUAAAAACACAAAGUAUUCAGAUCUUAGAUAUUUACAAGCAUU
Messenger RNA from Colossoma macropomum (tambaqui), 1999 nucleotides. RefSeq names its product centrosomal protein 72 (gene cep72). The record is from RefSeq and is a predicted model, not a curated record. The coding region runs from base 5 to 1552 and encodes 515 amino acids. The transcript has 13 exons. NCBI's taxonomy places the organism in Eukaryota, Metazoa, Chordata, Actinopteri, Characiformes, Serrasalmidae. Gene Ontology annotation, molecular function: protein binding.